UACAAAUUAGAGCAUGUGAAAUUAAUUCUCAAUAGCAACACUUUUGGAGAAUAGGGGUGGAAAGGAAAUUCCCUCACUCUUUCCAUCAUUCCUAAAAAAUCUUAUCUUAACCUGAUCUAAGUUGAUUUGUGUGAUGCUCUAAUCAGAAAAUGUACAAAGAUUAUUAUAUGCAUUCGGGUGCAUAUAAAAAUUAAAAAAAAAAGGGUCUUUUCCAACUCUUGCUAACCUUAAAAAAAUAAAAAAAUUUCAGGUAUAAAUAAAUAGAAAGGGAAGCAGAGUACAACAGCAAACGUAAUAGGCGCGAGCACUUCCCUCAAAAUCUCUCUCUUUCUUUCCUUGAGUUCCUUCUUCUCCAGCCAUACUCAAUUUUCUCUCUCCUUACGCUUAAUUACUACCUAAUUUAAUCACUCAUUCUUGCUUAAUUUCAUUACUCAUUUUUUUUUCUCUCUUUCAAAAAAUGUCGAAUUUAUCCUAAAUUUCAGUAUCCUGCUCUACAAUAUCCUUGAUUUUUCUGCCGCUUUAAGUGUAAUAAUCUUCCCAGGAUGGUGGCCUUUGGGAAAAAGCUUAAAGAAACUCAAAUUGAAGAAUGGCAGGGGUACUAUAUUAACUACAAGAUUCUAAAGAAGAAGGUCAAUCAAUAUUCUCGACAAAUUGAGAAUGGGUCGGGUGAUCAUCUUCUGGUUCUGAAGGAUUUUUCGUUUAUGCUGGAUAAUCAGCUUGAGAAGAUUGUCUUGUUCAUGCUAGAGCAACAAGGCCUACUUGCAAAGAGGUUGUCUGCUCUCAGGGAACAGCAAGACACUGCAUUUCAGCAGGGAACCAUUCUUGAUGUGUCUGAAGUACGAGAAGCAUAUCGUGCUGUGGGACAAGACCUGUUGAGGCUUCUCUUCUUUGUUGAAAUGAAUGCUAUAGGUCUGCGGAAGAUCUUAAAAAAAUUUGAUAAACGCUUGGGCUAUGGCUUCACCAAUUAUUAUGUCAAAACUCGAGCUAAUCAUCCCUAUUCACAGCUGCAACAAAUAUUCAAGCAUGUGGGCUUUGGGGCUGUUGUGGGAGCCAUAUCCCGCAAUCUUGCAGAUCUUCAGGACAACGAAGGAAGCUAUGUAUCAAUAUAUGACCAACCAAUUCUUCAUCUCCAGGAUCCUGUUGUGACUUCCAUUCGAGCAGCUGUAGAUAGGCUGACAAAUUCAACAAAUUUCCUUAAUUUCAUGGGGAAGCAUGCCAUGAUAAUGCAAGAAGAUCUACCAAGCCCAUCUCAGGAUGAUGUUGGUGAUCAGGCAUUUGAUUUAAUGUCCCUUUUGUUAAACUUGAUGAACACAUUCCUAUACAUGGUCAAUACAUACAUUAUUGUCCCCACAGCCGACAGUUAUUCUCUAAGCCUUGGUGCUGCAGCAACUGUUUGUGGGGCAGUGAUUGGAUCAAUGGCUGUUGCCCAAAUGUUCUCUUCGGUUUACCUCAGUGCAUGGUCAAAUAAAUCAUAUAAGAAGCCCCUUGUGUUUAGCAGUGUUCUUCUCCUUGUUGGAAAUGUCCUGUAUGCACUGGCUUAUGACCUUGACUCAAUAUCAGUACUUCUCAUAGGCCGUGUCUUCUGUGGGUUGGGUUCUGCUAGGGCUGUAAAUAGGCGUUACAUUAGUGAUUGUGUGCCACCAAAAUUACGGAUGAAGGCAUCUGCAGGUUUUGUUACUGCCAGUGCACUUGGGAUGGCUUGUGGUCCUGCUCUUGCUUGUUUAUUCCAAGCCAAAUUCAAAUUGUUCAAACUAACUUUCAAUGAUGACACUUUACCUGGAUGGUUUAUGGCGCUGGCAUGGCUUGUUUACCUAUUGUGUCUUUGCAUAUCAUUUAAAGAACCUCCCCAGCCUGAAUGCAACAUUGUACCUCAGGAAUCGAAUCGUGAUACAAAAGGAAACAGGACACAUAACGCAAUGGAGAAUGGUUUGGAGCAACCAUUGCUUAAAAGCUCAGAGGAAAAACAACAGGAUGAUGAUGACGAAGAAGGUCAAGACUUUGACCAAUGUGAUGAAGAUUCUGAUGAAAGCCAUAAACCUGCCACCUCAAUUGUAGCAGCUUAUAGACUACUGACGCCUUCUGUCAAGGCUCAACUUCUGAUUUAUUUCAUGCUCAAAUAUGCGAUGGAGAUACUACUAGCAGAAUCAAGCGUCAUUACAGGAUACUACUUUAUGUGGUCUACCCAAUAUGUGGCACUUUUUCUUGCAUGUCUUGGGCUAACAGUUCUCCCAGUCAAUGUUCUAGUUGGAAACUACAUCAGCAAUAUGUUUGAGGAAAGGCAAGUUUUGUUGGCAUCCGAGAUCAUUGUUUGCAUAGGCAUUGUCCUAAGCUUCAAGGUUGGAAUACCUUAUACAGUUCCACAGUAUGUCAUCUCAGCAGUCCUCACAUUUGUAUCUGCUGAAGUACUCGAAGGUGUCAAUCUAUCACUUUUGUCUCGAGUCAUGUCAUCGAGGUUAGCUCGUGGGACCUACAAUGGUGGACUGCUUUCUACAGAAGCAGGGACCCUAGCUCGAGUAGUUGCUGAUGGUACGAUAACUUUGGCUGGGUUAUGGGGUGAAAGCAAGCUUUUGAAUCUUACUCUAUUCCCUUCUCUUCUGAUAUGUAUCUCCUCAAUCAUAGCUACCUGCCUCACAUAUAAUUCUAUGUACUAAGUCCCAAAAGAAAGUUUACCUCAUGUAUGCAAGGAAAUUGUACAGCUUAUAUGGUCAUAGUGAGUCGAUAAUUGAGUUGAUUAGGGAGUAA
Chenopodium quinoa (quinoa) is the source of this 2742-nucleotide messenger RNA. RefSeq names its product SPX domain-containing membrane protein At4g22990-like. Gene Ontology annotation, cellular component: membrane. NCBI's taxonomy places the organism in Eukaryota, Viridiplantae, Streptophyta, Magnoliopsida, Caryophyllales, Amaranthaceae. The transcript is spliced from 11 exons. Gene Ontology annotation, biological process: transmembrane transport. The record is from RefSeq and is a predicted model, not a curated record. Bases 543 to 2651 code for a protein of 702 amino acids. Gene Ontology annotation, molecular function: transmembrane transporter activity.